AUGGCCAUGUUCCUUGUUGGUCGAUUCAUCGCAGGUGUUGGUGCGGCCAUCCUCGCAUGCAUCGUCCCUAUAUAUCAAGCUGAGUUUUCGACUUCUGAGACUCGAGGCACAAUGGUCGCAGUGACAGGGAUUAUGUAUGCCGUUGGAUAUACUCUAGCCGAAUGGCUUGGGUUUGCUUGCUACUGUAUGAAACCAGCUGGUCCUGCCGCGUCGUUUUCUUGGAGAUUUCCAUUGGCAUUUCAAGUGAUCUUUUCUCAUAUUGUUCUUGCUGGAAGCUCCUUGAUACCGUUCUCGCCUCGAUGGUUACUGCAGCAAGGAAAGACAGAGGAAGCUUUUGAAACCGUCAGGCGACUGCAUAGUACGCCAGAUGAUGUCCACCAUGCCAAAGCCGAACAGGAAUUCCAUCUUAUCGCAAGAGAAUUCGAGCAUAACAGAUCCAUGGCUAUCUGA
Molecule: messenger RNA, 450 nt
Organism: Penicillium canescens
Lineage: Eukaryota; Fungi; Ascomycota; Eurotiomycetes; Eurotiales; Aspergillaceae
Exons: 1
Coding region: 1-450 (149 amino acids)
Biological process (GO): carbohydrate transport; transmembrane transport
Cellular component (GO): membrane
Molecular function (GO): carbohydrate:proton symporter activity
Source: RefSeq, a predicted model, not a curated record